This is a messenger RNA of Bradysia coprophila, 2403 nucleotides long. RefSeq names its product RNA polymerase II subunit A C-terminal domain phosphatase Fcp1 (gene Fcp1). The record is from RefSeq and is a predicted model, not a curated record. Gene Ontology annotation, cellular component: nucleus. Gene Ontology annotation, molecular function: RNA polymerase II CTD heptapeptide repeat phosphatase activity. NCBI's taxonomy places the organism in Eukaryota, Metazoa, Arthropoda, Insecta, Diptera, Sciaridae.
AAGUCAGUUCAGUGAUUUAUUAUUAAAAAUGUCUGCUGAUACAACUGUUUGCGCUCCUCAAGAUAAUUGCAUAAAGAUCAGUAAAUGGAAAGUGCGGGAAGGUUUCCAGGUGACAAACAAUCAAGUGAUCCUUCUGUACCAGCUAGCUGAUGGCGAUGAUAAAGAAAUAAAGCGUUUAAAAGCCACAACAUGUGGCGUUGUCAAAAAGCGGCUACAGAAAGCUGGCGAUGUUGUUCAAAAGGGGGAUCCAUUGAUGGAACUGUCGGCGUGUGUACAUACCACUGUUAUCAAAGACAUGUGUGCCGAUUGUGGGGCUGAUCUACGUCAAGAUGACAAUGGUAACACAUCCGAGGCAUCGGUGCCAAUGAUACAUUCAGUGCCUGAAUUGAAAGUCACUCAAAAAUUAGCGCAAAAGCUCGGCAAGGCCGAUACAGCGCGAUUACUGGAGGAGAAAAAACUCGUCCUACUGGUUGAUUUGGAUCAAACGCUCAUUCACACCACCAACGAUAACAUUCCGAACAAUCUCAGAGGUGUUUACCACUUUCAAUUGUACGGACCACAUAGUCCUUGGUACCAUACGCGUUUAAGGCCGGGAACAUCCGAUUUUCUGAGUAAUAUGGCGCCGUUCUUUGAACUACAUAUUUGUACCUUCGGCGCUAGAAACUAUGCCCACAUGAUUGCCCAGUUCUUGGACGAAGAUAAAAAGUACUUCUCGCAUCGAAUACUGUCACGUGAUGAAUGUUUCAAUGCUACGAGUAAAACCGACAAUCUGAGAGCACUGUUUCCGUGCGGCGAUUCAAUGGUUUGCAUUAUCGAUGACAGAGAAGACGUGUGGAAUAUGGCAUCGAAUCUAAUUCAAGUCAAGCCGUAUCAUUUCUUCCAACAUACUGGCGAUAUCAACGCACCGCCGGGUAUGGACAAACAUGAGCUGGAUGGCAAGGGUGUCGAUUUUAAAGAUCUUUCCGCGACAUCACCUACGAAAGAACAGCCAACAACAGAUGAUAUUGACGAUAAGACUGAUGUAGAACGUACGGCAAAGGUAGAUGAAAGUGAGUCAAACUCUGAAGAAAGUGUCGCCAAAGACGAAAAAGACGAAUCGGAAUCACCCGAAAAUUCGACUGAUACGAUAAGAGCUUCGACACCGGACGAUACCUCAACGGAAGUGAAACCCGACGCUUCAGAUGGAAAAACCGAGACACCUCUAAGUGAUAAACCGAGCAAAAGUGCCGGCUCGGCCAGCGAAGACAAUCUAAUCGAUGUGGAAGACAGCGACGAUUAUUUAUUACAUUUGGAAUCGAUUUUGAAAACGAUUCACGCGCGUUUUUAUGAGUAUUACGAGGAGCAUCAAAAGAUUCCUGACCUUAAGAUUUUGAUACCAAAGAUUCGCAGCGAAGUUUUAAUCGGCAAAACUCUCGUAUUUUCUGGCUUGGUGCCGAACCAUUUAAAGUUGGAACAAAGUCGCGCCUACCUGAUUGCCAAAGGUUUGGGUGCCAACGUACGUCAGCAAUUAACAAGUGAUACAACUCAUUUAGUAGCAGCAACUGCCGGAACAUUCAAAGCCAAUGCAGCCCGCAAACGUCCGGAUAUUAAAAUUGUUACACCAGACUGGUUGUGGUCAUGUGCAGAGCGAUGGGAAUGUGUAGAAGAAAAACUGUUUCCAUUGGACCCGUCAAAGCCCAGUAAAAUGAGACAACCGCCUGCCCAUUGUCACAGUCCAGAGCAUGCGGUCAACUACAACGAGAUCAAUUCACGUUUGCAUGACGGAAAUGCAAGUUCGAUGGAAAAGAGCGAAGAAGAAGAACCCCGAUUUCUCGACACCAUCAAUCCGUUGUUAAGCUUUUCUAAAGCUGAUUUGGCAGCGAUGGACCAAGAGUAUGAUCAAUUUUUUGAUGAAUCGGACUCGUCAUCAGACGAUAAUGAACACGUCGAUAUAGAAAAUCCGCCCAUCGACAAAGUGUUAAAAAAGAAACGCAAAAAGGAGGAUGAAAGGGAGCAUGUACAAGAAGCGAAACUGUUUUGUCUCGAUAAAGAAGCGAGCAGCUCUAGCAAAACAUCGGAAAAAUCGAAACGAAAUGUCGAUUUGAAUGGCAGCAGUAGUAGUAGUACGAGCAGCGAAGACAAUGCAGAAGAAAAGCCGGACGAUCCGGAUGAAACCCCAAGUGCAAGAUUUCGACGUGGUGGUGAUUUGCCGUCCGACCUCGACAUGGGUUCCGAUUACAGUCAGGGCAGUCAAGAUCCAAUUGAUGACGACGACGGCGAAUGGGUGAGCAUGGGCUCGGCUCUUGAAAGAGAAUUUCUCGGCUUAGAAUAAUAAUGACAUGAUUGACAUGUACCGAUGAGCGAAACACAAUUUUUUACCGCAGAACAAGAGAAAAAAUCGUGAAUUACAAAAACUCUAAUUUA